AUGCUGUUCAACUCACUCGUUACGUUGACAGCCCUUGUCAGCCUCGUUCAGGCAUCACCCCAAUAUGGUGGAUACGGCGGAUACGGACAGCCUGCCCGCACUGUCACUACCACCAAAACCCAGGUCUCCACUGUCAGCCUUCCCGGAAAGACUUCUACUGUCAAGCUUCCUGGAAAGACUUCAACGGUCAGCCUCCCCGGGAAGACAGUAACAACCCAGGGCUACUGCGCUGUCAAGACCUUGACGCUCCCCGGCCGCCCGGUCACCGUGUCGCUCCCUGGUUUCUCCGUUACCAAGACGAUCACCACUCAGGCCACAUGUUCGCCUAUCACAAAGACUGUCCCUGGCGUUGAUGCCACGAUUACGUCCACUCAGACGCUGCCUGUCGUGACAGCUACUAUCCCUGGUGCCAACUUUACAAUCACGUCUACUGUUGCUGGCGCCAACACUACAGUAACUUCGACGCUGCCUGCCGUCACCACAACCAAGACGCUGCCUGUAGUCAUCACAACCGAGACGCUGCCUGCCGUCACCACAACCGAGACGCUGCCUGCCGUCACCACAACCGAGACGCUGCCUGCCGUCACCACAACCGAGACCUCAACUACCUCAGUCAACGGACCUUGCCCAACAAACCAACUUCCUGCUGAGACAGUUACCUCAACAAAGACUAUCUUUUCGGUGACUUCAACCUUGACGCUGCCUGCGACAACCACAACCGAGACGCUGCCUGGAUCAACGAUUACGGUCAAUGAAAUCUCGACUGUGACACUGCCUGCAGUGACCAAGACCGAGACACUGCCUGCGUUGACUAUUACCUCGACGUCGACUACUCCAGUCGUAGUACCCGGCCCCACGACAACACAAUUCCAGAGCGUGACCGUGACUUCGACUUCAGUGCGUGUAGUAACUGUAACUUUGGUUCUCGGCUAA
This is a messenger RNA of Dothidotthia symphoricarpi CBS 119687, 933 nucleotides long. RefSeq lists its product as uncharacterized. The transcript has a single exon. The record is from RefSeq and is a predicted model, not a curated record. Bases 1 to 933 code for a protein of 310 amino acids. NCBI's taxonomy places the organism in Eukaryota, Fungi, Ascomycota, Dothideomycetes, Pleosporales, Dothidotthiaceae.